GUUGUGCUGAUUCAGCGCUCCAAUGGUGUCUUAUGAGAAUAUGACUGAGCGUCAACGCUUUUGGUUUGACUUUGCCCAGGAAGGUGGUAAAGUGCUCUUUGUGAAAGACAGUGACUUAGACGAGGCUGGAGCACAGGCGGUUGCUGAGGUACUCAAACUGAACCAGACAAAAGCGCCUUGGGUCUCUCUGGAGUGUAAUCACAUUGGCGAUGCCAUAGCGCAGACGCUGGCUGAGGGACUCAAAGUGAACACGUCGCUGCCUCAGUUCUACUUGAGCCACAAUGAGAUUGGCAAUGCUGGAGCACAGGCGAUUGCAGAAGCUCUCAAAGUCAACACGACAUUGGAUUUUCUCGGUUUGGACUCGAAUCAGAUUGACGACUUAGGAGCAUUUUUCAUUGCUGAAGCACUCAAAGUAAACAAGACGCUGACUUACCUUCGUUUGGACAACAACCUCCUGACCAACGUUGGAAUCAAAAUACUCAAUCAAACAGGCAAUUCCAUUUGUAAACUAGUGGGUCUUGACAACCAACGUGUUCCGUCGCUUGCCGAACUGAAUCAGAUUGUAGCUCGUGCUGCAGCAGGCGUUAUACAUAUCGCCGAUAUUCAGCAAUUGCGUUACGAUCACGCUGCCAAAGCUCAGCAAUGGCGCUCGGAGCUCUCUGUGAAAGAUCAGGAGCUGCAACAGCUUCGCUCCGAGCUUGUGACCAGGAAUCAUGAACUAAAAUCAGCUCAUGAGCGGAUUGACGCGCUUGAGCGCAACCAUCCGAACUCUGGCCACCCCAUCCCUCAGAUUCCGUUGUCAACUCUCGUCACCGCCACCAACAGUUUUGCUGACUCUCUGCUCGGCGAAGGAGCAUUUGGUCGCGUGUACGCCGCCAGUCUGGAUGGAUCACGCGUCGCCAUCAAGAAGCUGUCCGCCGAAACGAUCGAAAGCUAUGCCACUUUUCUAGCAGAACUAUCUGCUCUCGCUCGAUUCCGUCACCGAAAUAUCAUUACCAUUCUAUUCUAUGCCGAAGCGCACGGUGAAUAUUGCUUGGUGUACGAGUUUAUGCAAAACGGUUCUGUGCGCGACCGCUUGGAUUGCAAGAAGGACACCCCUCCGCUGACUUGGUCUCAGCGCCAUCGCAUUGCCGUGGAUGUCUCGCGUGGCAUGAACUACGUCCAGACAGUCUUCGCACCUGAUCAUGUUUUGUUCCAUCUUGAUCUCAAGACGGACAAUGUGCUUUUGGGCGAGUUCUUCAAUGCAAAGGUGUCUGAUUUUGGGCUUGUUCGUGUUGCCCAACGCCUUGAUGAGAAAAGCUACCUUCGCACCCAGAACCUUCAAGGUACAACGGCUUACGUGUGUCCCGACUUCCGCGAAGGUCGCAUGACCAUUAAGACAGACGUGUAUGCAUUCGGCAUGAUUCUGCUGGAAUUGUUGACUGCAAUGAAACCAAGCAACCGCCUGAAAGCAGAGACGCGGAAAGCUGUCAAAAACAAGAACAUUUAUGACAUGCUGGACGCGGCGCUCGCUUCAACCCAAGAGCGCCAAAGCGCCAGCAAGAUGGUCACUCUUGCCCUCGAGUGUCUUGACGACGACACUGACGAUCGCCCAACGUUUGGACACCUCCUUGCCACAUUGGAUCGUUUUUGACAUGCCGAAGAUGUUGUAUUGGUGUUUCAGAACUGUAUCAGGGUUCAGCAUGUCGAUAUCUUUUGAAUGAGGAUGAGUCUAUUCUCUCCCGCUCGACAAGAUGUUCCUGCAGAUGUUGUAACAUUUGCUUCCUGGAUUGUUCGUUUCGCAAUUGGUUCUUGCUCUCAUCACUGUUCUCUUUUGUUGUUGUUGCUGUUGUUGCUGUUGUUUUGUUGUUGUUUGGUUGUUCGUUCAUUUCCCUCAUUUCCACUUUGUUAUCCA
Molecule: messenger RNA, 1894 nt
Organism: Capsaspora owczarzaki ATCC 30864
Lineage: Eukaryota; Filasterea; Ministeriida; Capsasporidae
Exons: 7
Coding region: 23-1633 (536 amino acids)
Biological process (GO): protein phosphorylation
Molecular function (GO): protein binding; ATP binding; protein kinase activity
Source: RefSeq, a predicted model, not a curated record